Amphibalanus amphitrite is the source of this 840-nucleotide messenger RNA. RefSeq names its product NADH dehydrogenase [ubiquinone] 1 alpha subcomplex subunit 8-like (gene ND-19). Gene Ontology annotation, biological process: mitochondrial electron transport, NADH to ubiquinone. The coding region runs from base 142 to 672 and encodes 176 amino acids. NCBI's taxonomy places the organism in Eukaryota, Metazoa, Arthropoda, Thecostraca, Balanomorpha, Balanidae. The record is from RefSeq and is a predicted model, not a curated record. The transcript has 4 exons.
ACAAAUUCUGCGGCAAAAUAAGCGGAGAAGGGGCGAAAGUUUUUUCCAGGCAGUCUUUUGCCUUUGCACAGAGGCCCAAAAAAAUCAUUUUGCUCAGAGAUUUAUCUGUGAUUUGAUUUUCUGUUGGGGUGAAGAAUAAACAUGCCUGUUACUUUGGAUACCUAUCUCCCCUCCGAGCAGGAGCUCACAGUUGAAGAGUUGAACAUCGGCUACCCUGCCCUGAAAGCUGGGUCCUUCCAUCUAGGAAAAUAUUGCGAAGCUCAACGAGAUGAGUUCAUGCUAUGUCGCCAAGAGGAGAAGGAUCCGCGCAAAUGUCUGGCCGAGGGACGCGCGGUUACCUCGUGCGCGCUCGAGUUCUUCCGCAAGGUGAAGAGCACGUGUAUGGAUGAGUUCAACCAGUACGCCAACUGCCUGGACCGUGGAUCGCCGGACCUCAAGUUCCGAAUGUGCCGCAACACGCAGUCGGUGUUUGACAAGUGCGUACAGGACAACAUGGGAAUGGAAAGGCCCUACUAUGGCUACUUCUGCGCGCCCAAGGUCAUCCGAACCAACAGGCCGCGUCCGGCGCCGGAGCCGCCACUCGAGUUCCCCAACACGCCGGACGAGCUGCCGGACACGAUGCCCAGGAAGCCGGCCCCCUACAGCCAGGGCGGCGGACGUCAGUUCUUCUAGUGCGUGUGUACGGCCUGCGUAGUGGGACGAUGAUGGCAGCGGCGGCGGCGGCGGCGGUGGUGGCAGCGCGGCGUACCGGCCGGCGCGUCAGGUGUCAUAGAGGGAGCUACUGCCGCCGUGUGCCGUCGAAUGACUUGUUCGUAUAAAUAUACAUACUGUGUGAGGUAA